This is a messenger RNA of Doryrhamphus excisus (bluestripe pipefish), 3705 nucleotides long. Lineage: Eukaryota; Metazoa; Chordata; Actinopteri; Syngnathiformes; Syngnathidae. The record is from RefSeq and is a predicted model, not a curated record.
GGGUGUAGCUUUCCCUACACGGAACGCGUCCCGUGCGGUUCCUGUCGCGGUCCUUGUGGGACUCACUCCCCGCGCAGCCUAGCUAGCUGGCCGGCCAAACAAGCCUGAAGAGGCGUGUGGUGCCCAGGCGGAGUGCUUGUAGACCGGGAGACGGAGUGCGACCUCACCCGGAGAGGACAACAUGCCUGCGGUCUCGAAAGGGGACGGAAUGCGCGGCCUGGCCGUGUUCAUUUCCGACAUCAGGAACUGCAAAAGUAAAGAGGCAGAAAUUAAGAGGGUCAACAAAGAACUGGCCAACAUCCGCUCCAAGUUCAAAGGUGACAAGGCUCUGGAUGGCUACAGUAAGAAGAAGUACGUCUGCAAGCUGCUCUUCAUCUUUCUUCUGGGCCACGAUAUCGACUUUGGGCACAUGGAGGCCGUCAACCUUCUCAGCUCCAACAAAUACACGGAGAAACAAAUUGGUUACUUGUUCAUCUCCGUGCUGGUGAACUCCAACAGCGACCUCAUCCGUCUCAUCAACAACGCCAUCAAGAACGACCUGGUCAGCCGCAACCCUACCUUCACGAAUCUCGCCCUGCAUUGCAUCGCCAACGUGGGCAGCAGAGAAAUGGCCGAGGCCUUCGCUUCCGAAAUCCCUCGCAUCUUAGUGGCGGGGGACACCAUGGACAGCGUCAAGCAGAGUGCGGCACUCUGUCUCCUCCGUCUCAACAGGACGUCACCUGACCUGGUGCCCAUGGGCGAGUGGACGUCCCGAGUGGUGCAUCUGCUGAAUGACCAGCACCUGGGCGUGGUCACGGCAGCCACCAGCCUCAUCACCACGCUGGCCCAGAAGAGUCCUGAUGACUUCAAAACCUCCGUGUCGCUGGCCGUGGCCCGACUCAGCAGGAUUGUUACGUCAGCAUCCAUUGACCUUCAGGACUACACAUACUACUUUGUUGCAGCACCUUGGCUCUCCGUCAAACUACUACGACUACUGCAGUGCUACCCUCCACCUGAGGACGGGGCGCUGCGGAGUCGUUUGACGGAAUGCCUGGAGACCAUCCUGAACAAAGCCCAGGAGCCACCCAAGUCCAAGAAGGUCCAACACUCCAACGCGAAGAACGCGGUUCUGUUUGAAGCCAUUUCACUCAUCAUCCACCAUGACAGUGAGCCCACCCUGCUGGUGCGAGCGUGCAACCAGCUGGGCCAGUUCCUGCAGCACAGGGAGACCAACCUGCGGUACUUGGCCCUGGAGAGCAUGUGCAUGCUGGCCAGCUCUGAGUUUUCCCACGAGGCUGUGAAGACGCACAUGGAAACUGUCAUUAAUGCUCUGAAGACCGAGCGAGAUGUGAGCGUCCGUCAGCGGGCGGUGGACCUUCUCUACGCCAUGUGCGACCGCAGCAAUGCUAAGCAGAUUGUGGCGGAGAUGCUGAGCUACCUGGAGACCGCCGACUACUCCAUCAGAGAGGAGAUUGUGCUGAAGGUGGCCAUCCUGGCGGAGAAGUAUGCCGUGGACUACACCUGGUACGUAGACACCAUCCUCAACCUCAUCCGCAUCGCAGGAGACUACGUCAGCGAGGAGGUGUGGUACCGCGUCAUCCAGAUCGUCAUCAACCGAGACGACGUGCAAGGCUAUGCCGCCAAGACUGUGUUUGAGGCCCUUCAAAGACCGGCCUGCCACGAGAACCUGGUCAAAGUGGGCGGGUACAUCCUGGGAGAGUUUGGGAACCUGAUUGCCGGCGACCCGCGCUCCAGCCCCCUGGUCCAGUUCAACCUCCUGCACUCCAAGUUUCACCUGUGCUCGGUGCCCACGCGGGCACUGCUGCUGUCCGCCUACAUCAAGUUCAUCAACCUGUUCCCGGAGGUGAAGACCACCAUCCAGGACGUGCUGCGCUCAGAUAGCCAGCUCCGUAACGCCGACGUGGAGCUCCAGCAGAGAGCCGUGGAGUACCUGAGGCUCAGCUGCAUCGCCACCACUGACAUCCUGGCCACCGUCUUGGAGGAGAUGCCUCCGUUCCCCGAGAGAGAGUCGUCCAUCCUGGCCAAGCUGAAGAGGAAGAAGGGGCCGGGAAACCUGCCCGACAUCGACGACACUCGCCGCAACAUGAACGGCAACGCGGAGCACAGCGUCACCGGAGACGGCGCCAACACGUCUUCUCCUCCAAUGAUGACGGUGCUUCCCGCCAACAGGCCCCGCCCGGCCCCUUCCUGUGCUGCCACGAUGAACUCCACCCACCCCUUCAAUGACUUGCUGAACCUAAACUCCGCCCCCGAUGCCGGUUCCAGUCUGCUGGUGGACGUCUUCUCCGACGUCACGCCUGCCCCCGCCGCCUCUGUCGCUGCCACCGUGUCUGAGGAAAGCUUUGACAAGUUUGUGUGUAAGAACAAUGGUGUUCUCUUUGAGAAUCAACUUCUGCAGAUCGGCCUCAAGUGCGAGUAUCGGCAGAACCUGGGUCGCAUGUACGUGUUCUUUGGCAACAAGACGUCCAGUCAGUUCCUCAGCUUCUCCUCGACCGUACGCAGCGAGGACACGCUCAACACACAGCUGAACGUCCACGCCAAGAUGGUUGACCCGGUCAUAGAGGGCGGGGCCCAGGUUCAGCAGAUCCUCAACAUCGAGUGCGUGUCUGACUUCAGUGAUGCCCCCGUGCUCGACAUCCAGUUCAGGUACGGCGGCGCCCUGCAGAACAUCUCCAUCAAACUCCCCGUCAUGCUCAACAAGUUCUUCCAGCCCACUGAGAUGACGUCAGAUGACUUCUUCCAGCGCUGGAAGCAGCUUGGCCUGCCCCAGCAGGAAGUCCAGAAGAUUUUCAAAGCUAAACACCCGAUGGACAUCGAGGUCACCAAAGCCAAGAUUCUAGGUUUCGGUGUGGCUCUGCUGGAGGGUGUUGAUCCAAACCCUGCUAACUUUGUUGGUGCUGGAGUGGUCCACAGUAAAAGUUCUCAGGUGGGAUGUCUUCUCAGGCUGGAGCCCAACAAACAAGCGCAGGUAUGGACACACACACACACACACACACACAGAGAAGAGUGUAAAGUAAUGUGGUGUUUGUCCCAUCAGAUGUAUCGUCUCACGCUGAGGACCAGCAGGGACUCUGUGUCCCAGAGACUUUGUGAUCUGCUCUCAGAUCAGUUCUAGAAGCUUCUUCUCAGUUUUUUUGUACAGUGUAAAGUCUUUUUACCAUUGAAAUGAAAAGUACUUUUGGCACAUAGCUUUACUGCCUUUGACAGCGGCGCCACUGCUCCACCAGGAGGUCGACCCACGUGAUUUUUCCUCAUCCCGUCACCCUUUUUUGCACUUUUUAACGCGAGUAUGGCAUCACGCUGGAGAACCGCUAAGCUCUUGGACACGUUACACGCACACUUUGUACUGCAGAUCACUAGAGUGCCUUUGUCUCAAGUCAAACACUAGCACACGUUUCACUACGUCUACCUGAAACACACACACACUUCUUAGGGGUGCACAAUAUCAGUCUGAUACCGGGCAUACCCAUAAAUCCAAUAACUUUAACACCAGUCCAGGGUGCACCCCGCCUCUCGCCUAAAGACAGCUGGGAUAGGCUCCAGCACCCCCGCAACCCUUGUGAGGAUAAGCGGUAGAAAAUUAAUGUAUUGUGCACCUCUAAUAUUUCUAUUUUUACUGCCUUCACGUUCACUUGCUCCUUAAAUGCACCUCACUGCCUUAAGAGGUAUUUUUCCAACUGUUUGCAAAUAAAAAUCUAUCAGGUC